AUGGUUUGUCUACUUCACAAAUCAUUAUACGGUCUUAAACAAGCCUCACACACUUGGUUUCGUCGGUUCUCUUUUGCCAUUCAAGACAUUGGUUUCCAACAAUCUCGAGCCGAUUACUCGUUGUUUACUUUGGUUCGUGGAAACUCUAUUACUGUGAUAUUACUGUAUGUUGAUGACAUGAUCAUUACAGGAAAUGAUGAGCAGGAAAUUCGGACUCUCAAGCAGUUUCUCAACGGAUGCUCUAAAGACGGGAUUUCAAUUUGUCAACGAAAGUACACUCUAGACAUAUUGGAGGAAGCUGGUUUGCUUGAAGUGAAACCCACUAAAGUCCUUAUGGAACCUGAGUUGGUACUGACGACAACAGGCAGUGAUGCCCUCAAGGAACCAGCUCAAUAUCGACGAUUAAUUGGAAAAUUAAUCUACCUCACCAUCACCAGGCCAGAGAUUACAUAUGCAGUGAAUACUUUGAUUGCAACUGGACUGCUAGAUUUGUAUGCAACGUUGGGGAGAUUAAAUUAUUCACUGAAGGUUUUUGGGGAGGUAAAUAAUCCUGACAAAGUAGCUUGGAUUGCAAUGCUUGCAGGCUAUACAUUGCAUGGGAAUGGGAGAGAAGCAAUGGAGCUCUUUAAAGGCAUGGUUAAGGUAGGUGUGGAGCCUAAUCACGUCACUUUCACUCAUUUGCUAAGUGCUUGUAGCCAUUCAGGGCUUGUUAAGGAGGGAAAGAAUUACUUCGACAUUAUGUCUGAAGUUUAUGGAAUUGAGCCUAGGUUGCAUCACUAUUCAUGCAUGGUUGAUCUCCUGGGUCGCUCUGGGCUUCUGAAUGAUGCUUAUGAGCUGAUUAAAUGUAUGUCGUUGAAGCCAAACUCUGCCAUUUGGGGGGCCCUUUUCGGUGCUUGA
This is a messenger RNA of Prunus mume (Japanese apricot), 897 nucleotides long. The record is from RefSeq and is a predicted model, not a curated record. NCBI's taxonomy places the organism in Eukaryota, Viridiplantae, Streptophyta, Magnoliopsida, Rosales, Rosaceae.